Messenger RNA from Sipha flava (yellow sugarcane aphid), 1887 nucleotides. It is a transcript of the gene eIF3d1, whose product is annotated as eukaryotic translation initiation factor 3 subunit D. Gene Ontology annotation, molecular function: translation initiation factor activity. The record is from RefSeq and is a predicted model, not a curated record. NCBI's taxonomy places the organism in Eukaryota, Metazoa, Arthropoda, Insecta, Hemiptera, Aphididae. The transcript is spliced from 11 exons. The coding region runs from base 122 to 1819 and encodes 565 amino acids. Gene Ontology annotation, cellular component: eukaryotic translation initiation factor 3 complex; cytoplasm. Gene Ontology annotation, biological process: translational initiation.
UAUCAUAGCCAUCGACUGAUCUGUUGUUUAUACGAUCAGUUUUCUGCUUUCGUGGUCGAUAUUCGAAACUACUUUUGCUUCUUAAUUAUUAACUCUACGUAGUGUUAUUACUAAACGUUUCAUGAUGCCGGAAGAAGUGCCUCAUUUUGUACCCCCGGAAAUACAAAAUAAUCCGUUCGGAUGGGGACCGUGUGAAAUGCCGGAUCAAUUUAAAGACAUGCCAUAUCAACCAUUUUCAAAGGGAGAUCGUAUGGGAAAAAUUUCUGACUGGACUGGUAUGUCACAAGACAAGAAAUAUUUGAACAAAUACCAAUCUCAGUUCGGUGGUGGUACACAGUAUACAUAUUAUCACGAAGAAGAUGAAAACACAUUCCAUUUAGUUGAUACAGCUCGUGUGCAAAAACCUCCCUAUCAGCGUGGUCGUCAUUUCCGUCAAGGAGGUCGAAUGAUGCGUGGACAAGGGGGCCGUGGUGGACUUUCACGUUUGCCUGGUGGUUCCAAUCAAUUCCAAUCGCUAGGAAAGUUAAACAAACUUCAAAGGGAUCGUAAAAAUCCAAAUGCACGUAGAGGUUGGAAUAAGAAUCAAGGUGGACGAUCCAAUAAAAAUAAUAUGCAAAUGAAAAGUCGUGAUGCUUCAGUUACGGUACGUGCUGAUUGGAAUACUAUUGAAGAAAUGGAUUUUGUAAGGUUUUCAAAAUUAUCAUUGCCAUCAGUUAAAGAGCCAGAAGAUCUUGUAUGCUGUGGUUCUUUGGAAUACUAUGAUAAAUCAUAUGAUCGAAUAAAUGUUAAAAAUGAAAAGCCUUUGCAACGUGUAGAUAGGCUUUUCCAUACUGUGACUACUACUGAUGAUCCGAUUAUAAGAAAAUUGGUAAAAACUGUUGGUAAUGUUUAUGCUACGGAUGCUAUAUUAGCUUGCUUAAUGUGUUGUACUCGAUCUAACUAUAGCUGGGAUAUAGUUAUUGAAAAAGUUGGUGAUAAAUUAUUCUUUGACAAAAGAGAUAACACCGAAUUUGAUUUACUUACUGUCAAUGAGACUGCUGUUGAACCUCCAUCGGAAGAAGCAAAUAGUUUAAAUUCUCCAAGAAAUCUGGCAUUGGAAGCUACAUUUAUUAACCAUAAUUUUUCUCAACAAGUACUAAAAACUGGUGAAGCACGGUAUAAGUUUGAUGAACCCAAUCCAUUCGUUUCUGAUGAUGAAACUGAUGGAGAAGUAGCAUCUGUUGCUUAUCGUUACCGCAAGUGGGAUUUGGAUAAUGGAAUUGUAUUGGUUGCUAGAUGUGAACAUGAUUCAGUAUUAUUAGUUCCCAAUGGAGAUUUACAGUUUUUGACUAUCAAAGCACUUAAUGAAUGGGAUUCUAAGUUAUCUGGUGGAGUAGAUUGGCGUCACAAAUUGGAUGUACAACGUGGAGGAGUUUUAGCCACUGAAUUGCGUAACAAUGCUUGUAAGUUAGCAAAAUGGACAGUACAAGCUUUAUUGGCCGGAUCGGAUUACAUUAAGUUUGGAUAUGUUAGUCGUGUACAAGUGCGUGAUUCAUCAAAACAUGUAAUAUUGGGUACACAGCAAUAUAAGCCAACUGAGUUUGCCACACAAAUAAAUCUUAACAUGGAUAAUGCAUGGGGAAUAUUACGAUGCAUUAUAGAUUUGUGUAUGAAACAAAAGGAUGGCAAAUAUCUUAUAAUGAAAGAUCCAAAUAAGCCACUCAUUCGUUUGUAUGACAUUCCUGAUAACACUUUUGAUUCAGAUAAUGAUGAGAAUGAAGAUGACGAUAGUGGGGAAAAGUCUACGAUACCACCUGAACUCCUUGUACCGAAUCCUUAGAGAACAUUUAAUUUAAACAUUUAUUUUUUCAUUUUAAUUAGUCAUUUAAAAAUAUACUCUUACAAACA